UGUAGCUACGAGGGAUACGCAAAGUAAGUGGAGUGACAGAUUUAGUUUUAAUUUACUUUUCCAUUUCACGCUGUCUCUGUAAUGCGAAGCAACUUUCUCUCGAUGAGUGAAGUCUGAUCCAUCCGUUCCACUCGCUCUCGGUCCGUUUCGGGAAGACAUUUUGGGUAAUAUUUACUCGGAAUCUCCCGACACCAUUCGUAGUAAUGUCGGAAGUAUUUGAAUUUUUGACAGAAAUUAGAGAGCACAUGAGUUGAAGAAGGCUUUGUUGUUCAUUUUCGUUGUUCUUUUACAUAUUUUAUGAAAUGAAAUGACAGUAUUAAACUAUUUUAUUGAAACGAUAUUUUAAAUAUCUACCUUAUUUGUUUUGGACGAUAUACCUACUCUAAUAAAUCAUGGCAAUUUCGGUCAUUUUUAGUCAUGCCACUUAUGUCCAGAGAAUUUGAAUUUCUGUUGAUGGCUGUAUUCUAGUUUAACCAAUAUGGAACCAAAAGAACCUUCCCAUAACUCAUCAAACAAACCCUCAGACAACAAGGAGAAAGAAGAAGAACCAGAAAAUUGGGAGGAAUCAAAAUCUCCUUUGCGGAGAAAGCACAAGAAGUCCAAACAUUCUAAGAAAAAGUCAAAGAAGAAAUCAAUCAAAAGAAGACGGCAUAAAAAGGGGAAGAAAACCAAACACCGUUCCAAAGAAGAUGAAAAGGACAAAGCUCACGUCGAUGAUGAUCAUUCAGACUCGGGUGAUCCAGAGAAUGAGGAAGAUUUCUCAGCCAAGGAGAAAAUGUUAGACUUGCCAAUCAAUGAAGAUGGGAUUGUGGCCAAAGAUCAAAUAUCUGGCAAACUGGAGAAGACAAAUGUAAAUGUGAUGCCUGUUGUAAAUAAAUCAUGUGAUGAUAAAAAUAUUCAGAAUGUUGAUGCUGAUAAUGUGAAUGACAUUUAUGAAUCUGAUGAAAUUAGGAAAGAUCUUGAGAUCUUUGAUCCGGGAUUGUACAUAGCUGACUCCAGUAAAAAAAGUGAUUCCCCUCAAGUUUGGAAAAAGCUUCCGGAUUCUUAUGAACAAUAUAUUCCUGACAUGGUUUCAUCAAAAAUUGACCAAUUGCAGACAGGAGAAAAGACAUCAACAAGUGGAUGUUUGAUUUCAAAGGAUAGAAGAUCAAGUUCUGAUAAGUCAAGGUCUAAUAGUAAGACACCCGAGAAAGACUGGACACAAUCACGUCAUAAAAAGUCGAGGAAACAGAAGAUUUCAAAAAGUAGGCAAAUGAAGAAAAGCGGCUCUAUGUCCAGUAGAUCAGAAUCAAAAGAACAGUCUUGGGAAUCCGGAGGAAAAAAUUACAAGGAUAAGAAAUCCGAUCGGAGAGCAUCCAUGGCUGAAGAAAGGCCUGAAAGAUCACGAUCAUCCUCACAUUUUAGUCAUUCUCGGUCACCAGAAAAACGCCUCCAAUUCACGUCCACAGCCCAGUCUUCAAAAAGAUGCAGUCAACCUCGCACUUCUAAUGAGCAAAUGCAUUCUCAGUCACCAAAAAGUCGUAGUCACUCCAGGUCUCCAAGAAGAAAUGAACGAUCCGUGUCUCCUAGAAGGAAUGGGCGAUCCAGGUCUCCAAGAAAAAAUAGACGAUCCACGUCUCGAAGGAGGAAUAGGCGAUCCAGGUCUCCAAAAAGGAAUGGACGAUCCAGGUCUCCAAGAGGAAUUGGACGAUCCAGGUCUCCUAGAAGAAAUAGACCAUCCGUGUCUCCUAGAAGGAAUGGGCGAUCCAGGUCUCCAAGAAAAAAUAGACUAUCCACGUCUCGAAGGAGGAAUAGGCGAUCCAGCUCUCCAAAAAGGAAUGGACGAUCCAGGUCUCCAAGAAGGAAUGGGCGAUCCAGGUCUCCAAGAAGAAAUGGACGAUCCAGGUCUCCAAGAAAGAUUGGACAAUCUAGGUCUCCAGGAAGGAAUGGGCGAUCCAGGUAUUCCCGGUCCUCUUCAAAAAGACGUGGUAGCUUUAGGUCUCCUCACUCGUAUGACAGACGAAGAUCGCGUUCACGUUCAAGAAAACGUAGCAGGUCAAAAUCUUCAGAUGCAGUAGCUGCUUCUAUCCCAGUUAACUUAAGUCACGUAAUGGCAGCAUCAACUAUCACAAUAAGCACCACCACAACAACUGACACGAAACCUAGCAAGAGCAUUGCAGAUUUCACUGCCUUAUGUAAGAAACUUACAGAAAAUGAGAUGAAGCUUGACAAUGAUGGGGCAUACGAAACCAACGAGAACGCAUCGCAGUCUUCACCAGCAUAUCACCCAUUCAGUGUGAAGCCUGCCAAGGACAUUGUUAUUACUCCUGUUAUUUUACCGAUUCCGAAGAAAAUCGAGCCGACGCGUCCUCUUGAGCAGGCGUUUCCUGUGUCAAGUGGCAACCAACACAAAACGAAAGAAAACACGAGCAAAACACACGUGGAAGGUGUAGACGGUAGCAUCGCUGCUACGGAGCAAGUUUUUCAAACUGCCACCAUUCAGGAGAAACUUGAUGUAAGCGGUUUGAUUGCGAAGCGGAUGGAAGCGCAGAAUAGGCUUCAGUCAAAUCCUCAGGAUUUCGAAGCGCGACUCGUGUUGGAAGAAGUUCAAAUGAAAAUGCAGAGUUGGGCAUCGGUGAACUUGAAGCCAGGACAGUUUACAGGAGAGACAUUGGUCAACUCGUCGAAAGAAAAUAUAAACAGCGGCUAUCAAGCUUGGGCAAAAAAGGACAUGUUUCAAAAUUUGAACCCAAUCCGCGGUGGUGUCGGUAUGAGAUUGCUGCAAAAAAUGGGCUGGAAACCUGGUCAGGUGAUCGGCAAGAGGGGCGAAGGAAGCUACGAACCUAUCGCCUUGGACGUAAAGACUGACCGGAAAGGCUUGGUCUCCUCUACCGAGGCGGGUCCUCCCGGUAAAGGCGCCGGCAAGGGUGGGGGUAAGAACGUCCGUGCUGCACAGGCCGUGCAAGGCAAACACCCGGUAUCCGCACUCGCCGAGUUGUGUACGAAGAGGAGAUGGAAGAUGCCAACGUACAACGUCGUUCACGAAAGCGGGCCCGCGCACAAGAAAGAUUUCCUAUUUCAAGUUGUCAUCAACGGGAUAAGUUACCAACACAAUAUCGCGAGCAACAACAAGAAACUCGCGAAAGCCGAGGCUGCAUUCGUCGCAUUGAAGGCGCUCGGAAUCGUUCCCGACGAUGCAGCUAUGUGCUUGUGAUAGCUAGCUGGUUGUAAUGAUACAGGUACAUAGCCUAAAAAUUAUUUAGCGAGUGCAUGUCAAUCUCAAUUUGCAUUACCAGGCGAGCAAGGUCAUUGACGCAUUGUUAGAAUAGAUUUGGGGUCGGUUAUGUGAAAAAAUUAGUUGGAGUGGUUAAGGUGGAAAGAUCGAAUCAUCGUGUAUUCUGCCAUUAGCUACGUUCGUAUAGAAAUACUUUUAUUGGUGAAGAAAUUUCUUUCAAAUUAACCAUAAUUUAUCUGUAGAAUCUGUUUUUUGCCAGCGGCAGCGACCACCCUUUCCAGCUUUGCAAACUACGAUCAGUUACGUAAACAGCCCGCAAACUUUUUUCCUACCGUACAGAUUUUUUUGUGUGUUCAAUCAUCGCAAAAACAGUCGAUUUGUAAAGAAAUGUUCUGAAAUUUAUAUAACGACUGUAGGAAUAGACUAUUAGACCACUAAAAGUGAAAGUUCGUGUGAUUGUCAACCUUAUAAUUGUCGUUCAUCUGUGAACGACGCAAAAGGCAACUUUUGUAACGAACAAAAUGCUAGAAAUGUUACGUAAUAAAUUAUGGUUAGGUUAAUCGAUACCGUCGCUCGUUAUGCAUAGCCACUGUGCAUAACCCACAUCGGUGUCGCUAAUCACUGCCAAUGACCAGUGGUCGUAAAUUAGUGUCGCGAUUAAAUUCGUUCCAGGCUUUUGGCCGCUAAGAUCGCGAGGCGAGUUCUUUGCUGACGAAGAAAAAUUGCGCGAAUUCAAUCAUUUUAAGUUAAAACCUUUGCCUUUUUUUUAAUGAAUGAGCCACGUGUAGCUAGUGCUCGUUAAGAGAAUACAAGUGUGAAAUAUGCGAUAGUCAAGAACGAAAGCGCUAACUCUGCCCUUCCUGCCCCCACAAUAGUUGUGCCGUAUUAAAUGAAUUUUGGGAAAACUGACCUUAGAAUACAGCGCUUGAAUUUCAGUCGCUUUUUGUGCACUGUUGUCCCCUCCCCUCCUGAAUUUGUGUUUAUAGCUUGUACCUCGUCUCCAGCCGCUAAUUGAGGCUAUGCCGCUGCCUAUUGCUUAAAUUAAGACAGGCAGCCGUUGGUUACAGGACAAAUUACAUUACAAGCAAUGUUUUCAUCGGGGAUAAACCCCAACAAUGAAAAACGUAGUCUGGAAAUAUUAUUAAAGGGUGGGCUUGCUCACAUUGCUAGUGCCUCAAUGCAACAAAAGCAUUAGAAGUGGUGGGUGGUCUGUAAUUAUGGCAAAACACAGGUUCUACUGUUCUAUUGCAAUGACAAUUUUUAAGUAAAGUUGAUUUUUAAACAAUUUUUCAAUAAAAAUGUUUAAGAGCAACAGGGGUGGCGCCAGGAAUUUCCCGACUGAGGGGCUAAGGUCCUCGACGGGGGGCUUACUUACUAGGCUGAUAUGACAAUGCGCUUUCUAUGCAAAUCUUUUAUUUAGAAAAAAAUUUUCAAAAAUUAUUAUAAAUAUUCGCUUUAACUAAAUCGUGGAAACAUAUAGUUUGUUUUGGAAAUAAAAAUUUACAUCUACAUGAAAAUUAACACUACGUAUUCGACUAGUUGUGAGAGCCGCAACUAGAACGCUAAUUUGGAAGAUUCUUUUCAUAUAUUCGGUUGUGCCCAAUUGAUUUAAAAAAAAAAUUUAAAAGAAGUCAGUCGAGCACAAAUGAAUAUAUGACUAUCCCCACCAAUCAUCGUUCUACUAACAGCCCUGCUAGUCGUGCAUGCAAUCCAGGGAUAUACAUAUGAUUGGCUAUAACAAAGCUAUACAGUAAGUAAAAAGAAUGCCCUGGGUUUUCUAGUAAUGUUGGAUUGUAAUAAUCAAAUAAUAAUUAUCUCCGUCAAAGCUUUAUAAACAUAUUGAUCAACUUCUUUAACCUAAAAUCAAAGUGAGACGAGGAUAUUAGAUAUACUGUUAUUAUUUUUUUUUAUUUAUUUAAAUCUUAUGUUUUGGCACUUUAUCCCAAUGUUACCCUGUUAAAUUUUUUUGCUGGUGAGCAGUUUUUUUUGACUGCAUGUAGGUAAUGAAUCAGCGGUGUACUAGGAAAUAAUUCAUAAACAUAAGAGGCAAUAUUAGUAAUGCACGUGUAUGAUAUAACUUCUGUGAAUCAUUCGAUUUGAUUUUUUGAUGUUCAGAGAACAAUUCUACACUUGGGAAACUUAUCAUUGAACUUGUUCACUACGGUAACCAAAUCCAGUUUGCUCCCUCGACCACAAUGAAUUCCUAACAACAUUAGUUGACCAGACGCUUGAUGGUGAUUUAUCAAUGGCAAUGGCCCCAAUACAUGUAAAACUGUCAGAAUCUGAUGCUCAUUGCUGAUUUGAAACUCAAACAGCAGAGUUUUUUAGUUUUUUUACAAAAAAAUUCCUUUCAAAAUUCGAAAGUCAAGUUGCAAAAAACAACCGACAGAAAACUAGUAGCGGGCAAGCGUCGUGGCGAUGCAUAUGCAGCUUAUCUUAUGUUGCAUUUGCAUAUCUGCUGUCUAAUGAAAAUUCAAAAAUAUAUAUUUCAGAAUAACUUUAUUAUUUUUUUAAAUUUGAUGUCGGAUAGCUGGCGUGUAUGAAGAUUAUUGCCGAUGCCGAGUGCUGACAUUACUUUAAACGAACGGCAAUAAUCGACAUUGGAAAUUUUCAAAUUUUCCCAGACCGGGGGGCUAGGAUUCCCCCCUCUGGUGCCACCCCUGAAGAGUGAUUUCACCUUGGGAGGACAAUCAGAAUGGCUUGCAAUUAAACCUGGGUCACUUGCCCGAUGACUUUUUAAAAACAAGCCACAAAUUCAUAUGAAUAGAUACAUGAUUUAAAGAAAUUAGAUUUGAAAGAAAUUGUGUGGCUUUCGCUACCUGAUGAAGAUCACUUAGUCUUUGUUUGGUUGAAUUAUUUGAAUACUCAAAGCUUAAUGUUGUCAGUGUAUCAAUUUGAUCAAAACUAACAAUAUUGUCCA
Messenger RNA from Xenia sp. Carnegie-2017, 6134 nucleotides. Its product is annotated as protein SON-like. The record is from RefSeq and is a predicted model, not a curated record. The coding region runs from base 479 to 3193 and encodes 904 amino acids. Lineage: Eukaryota; Metazoa; Cnidaria; Anthozoa; Malacalcyonacea; Xeniidae. Gene Ontology annotation, molecular function: RNA binding. Gene Ontology annotation, biological process: regulation of cell cycle; regulation of mRNA splicing, via spliceosome. The transcript is spliced from 6 exons.